UGUACAAGUAGCUAACUUCGUCUCCGACUGACUGUUUCCGUUAGGGAGCAAUUCAUCAUCAAUAACUGGGCUUUGACUAUUAAAAGGUCCAAGUCUUCACUGGAUUCUGAUGAUAGAGAGAUGAUCGAGACUUUUCAAACAUGGGAAUCCGUAGCGGAAUGGUUCUUGAGAGAUGCACCCCCGCCUCUCACACUGACUCGGCCAGCCCUAGGCCACCUGCAUGUUUUUGUUGAGUUUUUCCAAGGAAAUAUUGUCCCAAACAUUGAUAUAUCAUACCUCUGUGGUUCGUUGGUGUGUUUGCUUCAAGUCAGUUUUCCAUAUGCAAUGCCAAAAUUACUUGUAGUGAUCAUACUAAUACCUCAUACAGCUUAUAUCCAAGAAUCUAAAGGCCUUAGAUCAGGUCCCUCGGAUGAUCAAGUCUUUAGCUCUUAAGGCCGAAGCGUUCAAUAGCUACUGUACAAGAAGCCAUGUAGUUAACAACGUAAUAAAGGAGGUCUGCUUCGAUAUACAGCUCCAGUUCAUAGAUUUUAUCACGGCCUCCAUAAAGCAUAUAUAUAGGAGUAACUA
This is a messenger RNA of Daldinia decipiens, 567 nucleotides long. RefSeq lists its product as uncharacterized. The record is from RefSeq and is a predicted model, not a curated record. The coding region runs from base 121 to 432 and encodes 103 amino acids. The transcript has a single exon. NCBI's taxonomy places the organism in Eukaryota, Fungi, Ascomycota, Sordariomycetes, Xylariales, Hypoxylaceae.